UCUUCCCAAUUGAUACCAUCGGCAUUACGAGUGCACCUCAAACACUCAGUGAUUGUUCUCUUCACCGAAAGUCAUUUGGAACUGUCCGUACAGUUAUUCUACACAAUCAUUCAAGAGCUUUCAUUCAGAAUGGAGCAUCGGUUAUUAUUUCACUUCUUCUUCUUUUCUACGAUCCUGCUCCCUGUGUUUUCUACAACCAUUAGUCGUGAAGAAGUUAAAAGACCUGAAGAAAUUCUUCUUAAUGUCCUGACAAGACCAUUAAUAUUUGAUGCCGCUGUGUCUUCAGAUGAUUGUCGCAAGGAUAGUGAGAUCUAUCGUGAUGCUCUUCGGAGUUAUGAACCCUGGGCUUUGCAAAUGUACGAUGCAUCGGCUAAGAUUCCUGCUGGAAUUAUCACUGGUAAUUAUAAACAAUUGGGAAACUAUGAUGAAUGUCUAAGAGUCAAGAACCUUCAUGGAUUUGUUGGUAAAGCCUGUAGUGCUACUGUUUCAUUCAAACUCACACGAGAUCAUGACGGAAAUGAUCAUACAGAAGCAGAUAUCAGUGAUUUAUUGAUCAAUACAGGAUUAGCUGCGGGUUUGACCAACUGGACCUCAGGUAUUACUGUUCCGUAUGAAUGGCUUUGGUGUGUUCCAUCCUCUUGUGGACCAGAGUCAAUUAGAGAAGCAUUAGAAUCGUCAUUAAGUCUGUUAAAACAUGAGGGUAAAGUUGAUCUCAUCAUCAAUAUCACUGAAGACGCAUGUCAUACAUUAGAUUCGGAUCAUCCAGUCUUCUUUCUCGCCGAUUGGCUUUACAUAUCUUUAUUGAUCCUGUUUGGUGGGAUCGUCAUGGCCAGCACAACUUAUGACCUGGUUAAACACUCAGUCUCUGAAAAACCGGAUUCCAAAGAUAAACGACACUUGAUAUUAACUUCAUUUUCCCUUUAUACUAAUGGUAAAAGUCUUAUGAGUACUAGAAGAAAUGAAGAAACAAUUAAUUGUCUUGAUGGUUUACGUUAUUUGAGUAUCUGUUGGAUUAUUUAUGGACAUACUUAUUAUCUCCAGGUUGUCGGAGUUCAAUUGGAUGUCAGUAACGUGUCUAAAAUGCAUGAAAUUUGGACUAAUCUUCUUAUUCUUAAUGGGAAUAUUGUCACCGAUACAUUUUUCCUUCUGGGAGGUAUACUCCUGAUGUAUUCUGAACUGGGUAGAAAAGAAAAAGAGCCUCAUGGUUAUAGUUUAAAUGUUGGAAUGCUUUAUCUUCAUCGUUAUCUUCGAUUAACGCCAGCUUAUGCUAUUGUCAUUGGAUUUUAUGCAACUCUUUUUUACAAAGUGGGAAGUGGACCACAUUGGAAUACCUGGGUUGGAGCUAAUAGAGAUUUUUGUGUGGACAACUGGUGGACUAAUUUACUGUACAUAAAUAACUAUGUUGAAGUUGCUAAUAUGUGUAUGUCACAAUCCUGGUAUCUCUCAGUGGACAUGCAGCUCGUCUGGAUGUCACCAAUUUUUCUCUAUCCUCUGGUUGUCUUAGGGAUCAAACAUGUGGUUUCUAUCACAAUUUUAUCGAUUGGACUCAUCAUUUCUGUGCUUACUCCAUUACUAAUUACCUACUUUGAACAAUUAACUGGCACCAUGAUUUAUUAUCAAGAGCAGACCGCCGUAGCCAACGUCUAUCUUCAAAUUUACACUAGAGUGUAUGCCAGGUCAGGGCCUUACAUUAUUGGAUUAAUUGUUGGUUGUUAUCUUCGACAUAUUCGCAAUAGAAAUAUGAAAAUGUCUGGAACGCUAGUUUUUUGUGGAUGGAUAUUUGCUACUCUGGUUGGUUGUGCUGCAGUAUUUGGACCUAGAGGAAUGUACUUUCCUGAACACAAAUAUGAUAGCCUUGAAGCAGCAUUUUAUGCAGGAUUCCACAGAACUGUUUUUGCACUCUCAAUAAGCUGGGUGGUGAUUGCCACAGUUCUUGGCUACGCAGGUCCAAUUGGUGCCUUAUUAUCCUGGUCUGGAUGGAUGCCUUUAGGAAAGCUCACGUAUUCCGCUUAUCUUACUCAUUACCUCAUUCUACUCUACAAUGCUGGCAGUGUUAGGACUCCAGGAAAUUUGACCACAUUCGGAACUAUACAUAUUUUCCUGGGAAAUCUUGGACUCACCAUGUUAAUAUCAGUCAUUCUGUCACUUUGCUUUGAGAUACCAUUUAUUCGUCUUGACCGACUUCUCAUGCAAAGCAACAGACGUCGAUCCUUUGCAAGUGCAUCAUAUAAACCAAAUAUCAGUGGAUUUGGCUCAGGUGAAUCUACCAACGAAAUCUACAGGUCGUUCGAUGACGUCUCAUCCACCGUAUCUAGGUCUUAUGAUGAAAUAUUUGAUCGAUAUCCUAAACUCAAAGUCGAAAGAAUUUAUGAUUCAGCGGUAGUUACAGAUGUUAUUGACACAUCACCAAAUAAUUUGUCUAAUCUUAAAGUUCCAAAAAAAGAGAUACAUAUCGUUCAUGAAUAUUCUUGAGUGAUUGUAAUAUUUCAUGACAAAAAGAGCAUCGAAUGGCAUUGUUAGCCGAAGUACAAUAUUUAUUUAGAAGAAUUAUUGUUAUUAGGUGAAUAAUUUUAUAAUUAUUUUUAUUAUUAAUGUAGUUUUUACUUUUAGAGAAUUAUUGUAAACAUAAGUACUUAAAUAUUCAU
Messenger RNA from Chelonus insularis, 2645 nucleotides. Its product is annotated as nose resistant to fluoxetine protein 6-like. The transcript is spliced from 12 exons. The coding region runs from base 130 to 2472 and encodes 780 amino acids. The record is from RefSeq and is a predicted model, not a curated record. Gene Ontology annotation, molecular function: acyltransferase activity, transferring groups other than amino-acyl groups. NCBI's taxonomy places the organism in Eukaryota, Metazoa, Arthropoda, Insecta, Hymenoptera, Braconidae.